Recurvomyces mirabilis is the source of this 537-nucleotide messenger RNA. RefSeq lists its product as uncharacterized. The record is from RefSeq and is a predicted model, not a curated record. Bases 1 to 537 code for a protein of 178 amino acids. The transcript is spliced from 2 exons. NCBI's taxonomy places the organism in Eukaryota, Fungi, Ascomycota, Dothideomycetes, Mycosphaerellales, Teratosphaeriaceae.
AUGGCCCGGUUCGAUGAUUAUGUACCGCAUGAGCUGGAUGAGGUGGAAUGGUAUACGCGGCGCUUACAGCAAGCUAAGGAGAGGAGCGCGUACGGGGCCGCCAGAGAAACAGUCAUUAAUGAUACUAACGCAAAGCAACAAGUACUGGAAGAUGAGGAGCGAGCCGCUCGCGGUGCGCGGGAGGACUUAGGCAAGGAGCGCGAAAAGCAACAUGAGCAGCAAUCCAACCUUCUGAAUCGGCUUGAGGAUUCAGACAGUCGCCAGGAGGUCCUCCAUCGCAAGAGAGGCGAGGUGCGGGACCUGUGUGACGUGCUCUUGAUCCAGAUGAGCAAGACUGCAGAUGGUGGACGACUCAACGAGGAAGCUACACGCAGACUGCUGGAGCAACGCCGAGACCUGACACAAGACUUGCUGCGCAUCAUAGUGGAGACCUGUCAGAAAGCACUGAAUCCUCAUCCGCACUUGCGACCGAGCCCACUACUUUUGGAGGACCAGGGCUAUCGCGUCCAGUGUAUUCCUCCAGCGCAAUACCACUAG